This is a messenger RNA of Frieseomelitta varia, 4654 nucleotides long. RefSeq lists its product as uncharacterized. The record is from RefSeq and is a predicted model, not a curated record. Gene Ontology annotation, molecular function: protein binding; DNA binding. Gene Ontology annotation, biological process: transcription by RNA polymerase III. Gene Ontology annotation, cellular component: transcription factor TFIIIC complex. The transcript is spliced from 20 exons. NCBI's taxonomy places the organism in Eukaryota, Metazoa, Arthropoda, Insecta, Hymenoptera, Apidae. The coding region runs from base 412 to 4437 and encodes 1341 amino acids.
AAACGCAUGCGCUGAUCAAUUAUAUUGAACACUACUGCUUUUCGUACAUAACGCAUUACAAUGAGAGAAUGGUGUGUCAAAGCAAAGUGUACUGGUUCGAAUCUUGUUCCAGAAAUUUUUGGAUAAAAUAUUUUAUUUUCCAAUAGAAUAUUAUUUUUAAUGCAGAAAACACUUCUUUAAUAAAUUUUGAUAGAAACAUGAACUUUAGAAUUUAUAAAAGAAGAACAUAAAAGACUUGAGAUUCCUACAUCCAUCGAAAAUUCAAAUUCGCAUAUUGUGAUAAGAUAAAUUACAGUUGUAAAAAUUAGCAAAAAUAAUACAGCUAAUGAAAGUCUAAAAAAUAUAACAAAAGUGCCUAAAGUUAAUACAAAUAAAGAAAAGUUAGCAUCAAACAUAAAUCACUCAAAACAAAUGCAGAAUCUUUAUGAUAAUACAAAGAAAAAAAAAGGUAGCAUAAAAGUAAAUAACUCAAAAAAUAUUUCAAAAAAUCAGGAAAGAUCACAAAAAAUAAAUUGUAUUGCUACAAAUUUAAAAAAUAAUCAGACUACCUCAGCUGAUGUACCAAAGUCUAAAAAAACAGAUAUAAGAUCUGAACAAAGUACUAGUAAAAGAUACUUAAAUAAAAGUAUAGAAAAAGAUAAAGAAGCAGAAGCUAAAUAUGCAAUUGAUGGAAAUUUACUUGACAAAUCUAAAAAUAUUCAUAAGCAAACUAGAUUUGAUAUCACACCAUAUAAAAAAGGAAUGCCAGACAAAAGAAGAAUGAGUACUAAUAAAGAAUUGAAAGAAGCAAUAAUUUGUAACAUUCCUUUAUCAGUUAAAACUGAAACAAAUGAUAUUGUUAAUGAAACAAAACAUAUAAACCAAGAGCUUGAAAAUAAAGAUGAUAAAAAAAAUAUGGUUACACUUGAGUCAUGCAAUUCUACUUCUAUCACAUUAGCUGUAACAAAAAAUUCAUUGCCUUUGAAUGUCAAUAACAUUUCUGAAAAUCAUUCUAAUAUUAAAAGUAAGAAUUGGCAACAUUAUAAAAAUAAAAUAAAUAAUGAAAAUUUGAAAUUGAAAAAUUUAAUAAAAAUGGAACUAAAUGAUGAGAGUGGUAAUGAAGUACAAAUGGAUACAAUAAAUACUUCUCUAUUUGAAUGUGAAAUAUCUUUAAAAUUAAAAAACUCUGAAAAUAUAAACGUUAAAAAUACAAAUGCUAAUGAAGAUAGAAUUAAUUCUUCAUAUGUAACAUCAAAUACUUUGUUGGAUCAACAAAAUUUAAAUACAGAUUCAAUGAAUCAAAGUGAUAACAACCAAGUUUUAAUGAAUAUACCAGUAAAAAGAAAGAGAGGAAGACCUAGAAAAACUAUGCUUACAGUUCAAGAAACUUCAGAUAUUUCAAAUAAGAAAUUAGAAGAAAAUUUAGAAACUUUACAAAACAUAAAUGAUAUUUCUAUUGGAGAAACAGUUCUUCAUAAUAAGAGACACAGUGAACAAUCAUAUAAUUUUAGCAAUAAUGAUGGCAUAAGUGAUAAUAGUAGUACUGAAGAUAACAUUCCAAAUUCAAUUAUUGUUAGAACAAGAGGUAGACCACCAGGUACAUCUGUAGGCAAAGGAAGAGGAAGAGGAAGAGGGAGGGGUAGAGGAAGAGGGAGGGGUAGAGGUGGAGGAUCAUCUUAUUCUGCAUUAGAUACUGAAUAUAUACCAAAAUCAAAGGGACCAAUAAAGAAAGAAGAUUCGAAUGAAAGUAAUAUUGUUGCAUCAGAAGUAAAUUUAGUAACUUGUGCCAAAUGUGAAGAAGAUAUAUUAGAAAACAAAUGGGAUUCGCACAAUUUGCUUAAACAUAAUAAUAUGAGUUGGAAGAAGGGUGAUGAACCUAUAGACUUUGAAAAGAAUAUUAAAUUAUGGAGAAAAGUAUUGAUGUCUGCUAUUAAAAAGAAAAGGGGUCAAUUAUCUUGCGAAAAGUGCGGAAUUGUAAAACGAAGUGCAAAUGGUUUCAUAUCUCAUAUGCAAUUCUGUGGAAAAUCAGAAGAAGAAAAGCAAGCUUUGAUGGUAACUUGUUCUAUCUGUAGUGCUGUUAUGAUGCCAUCUUCAAUGGAAAUACAUAAAAGAGCUCAUAGGCAAUCAGAACGAAGUAAAAUAGCCGAAUUACAAUUACGUACUACUGAAAGAGUAAAACGUAAAGCUGCAGAAAAAGCAGUUUCAAAAAUUUUUGAAUUUACUGAACUUGUCAAAGAUAGUAAUCCACCUCAUGAGAAAAAAAUGAAACUUGACUCUUAUUUGAUGAAAAAUUUAAUCAAAAUGCCUGGUUAUAAAAACCCAAUACCCUCUGUAUGGAUAGGUAUAUGGAAAAAAGAAGUGUCUUCAAUGGGAACAAUAAAUUGUUGUCGAAUAGGUUGUACUUAUUCAUGUUCUUCUGUUGAAGAUAUGUGUAAACAUUUUCCUAAUUGUAAUUUUACUCCUCAAGAGUGUUAUAUGUGUAAAAUAUGUAAAUUUUUAAAUACCUCUGACGAAGAUACAAAAAAGCAUAUAAUAGAAAAUCAUGCAACAGUAGAUGAAAUCGAUAGAUCAUCAGAUUUUGAAGAAGAAUAUUAUAGUUCAGAUGAAAAAAUAUCUUAUACAAUGAAAUUUCUAGACAAAAAACAAUUUCGUAAAAUUAAAUGGACAGAACCAUAUCUACCUGGUGUGCAAUGGUCUAUGGAAUUUGAAGAAAAAAAUUACGAAUUUUGCUUAUUUAAUGACUAUUCUCCAAAUCAAUUCACUUUAUUAAACAAUGAUGAUACUCUUAAAUAUUUGCCAGAACUAGAAAUUUCCAUGCGAACAAAAAAAGAAAAUGUAUGUGAAACACUACCUAAUACAGAAAUUACAUGGAAGCAGUGGAAACGAUUUGAAGGUGGUUUAGAUGAAGGUACUUUGACUUUUUUUACUGGUGGUCCAGUAUGGGCAUUAGCUUGGUUACCUAUUCCAUCACCAAUGUUUUCUAAAGAACCUUACCAAUAUAUCGCAAUUAGUACUCAUCCGACAAUGAAAAGUGAAUACACUGUAGGAAAAUCACACUCUGAACAUAAUAUGAUACAAGUUUGGAAUGUUGGACCUUUGAAUCAUGAGAAUAAUAGUAAAAUAGAGUUUCCCACUUUAUCAUAUGCUGUUGCACACAAUAGUGGUACUAUAUGGUGUCUAGAAUGGUGUCCUUCUGGAUGCUAUCAAGAUGAAAGUCUGAAUAAUUAUAAGAAUGAAAACGAAAUGUCUAGUAAUCUUAAGCGAAUGGGUAUGCUUGCGGCAGCUUGCUCAGACGGAAAUGUAAAUAUUUAUUCAUUACCUUUUCCGGAGGAACUUGAAUUUAAAAAGACCACAACCAAUGAAUGGCCUAUUUAUUCUACUGAUCCAAUAAUGACAUUAGUUGUAAAUAUUUCAAUGUAUGAUAACAAAAAUCAAAAUUGGCAGUGCACCAAGCUAUCAUGGACGAAGGAACACGGCCAUAAUACAAUCGCUGCUGGAUUUUCAAAUGGUUAUAUAGCUUUAUGGGAUUUAACAUACGAAUCUCCAUUAUCAGUGCAAAAGAGACGAAACACAUAUUUUAUAAAUGCAUUUCAGCAUUUUUAUGCUCAUGGUAAUGCUGUGAGUAUGCUAGUAUUAAUUCCAUAUAAUGGGAAAAGAUUUCUAGCUUCUGGCAGUCUAGAUAGGUCAUACAAAUUUUGGAAUUUAGAAGACACGAGUAUUUGUCAAACUGUAAUGCAGAAAUCUGUUAUAACAAAUGGUGCAUGGAUGACACAUUGGCCAUGUACUAUCAUUACUUUUGAUAAUGCUUUGGGGUACAAGCAUACUAAUACUUAUUUAAUUCCAUUAAGAGAACAUGAAUUCAAAUACUAUCCUAUCAUGGGGACAAAUUCUGCCACAUAUGCUGUAGCUAUUUCUGAUUAUGCAAAUAGCAUCGCACACGGCACAGUAGCUGGAGAAGUACAAACAAUCUUUGCACAUGAACUUAUACAUGGUAGAGAUAUUGAGAAAGCUUUAAUGAAGAAAAAAAAGUUGAGUUCAUUUGUUAAAAUAGUGGACUUCUUAGAAAAAGAAGAAGAUGACAAAAAUGAUAAAAUGCAUAAAAAGAAUUCUAAAGAUUAUUGUUACAUGCCAGAAACUUAUAACGAGUGCCAGAAUCGAUUUGGUAUUAUCUUUUGCGAUAAUUUAAAAGGUGUUGAAUGCCAUGAACAAAAACAACUGUAUGCAGAAAAAGUAUCAGAAAUUCCAAUCGAGGAAUAUCCAUUUAUGUCUGUAAACAGAAUAUCUUGGAAUCCGAAUCCAUGGAGUUACCUAUGGAUGGUUGUUGGUUAUCAAAAUGGUUUGGUGAGAUUAUUAAACUUCAGAUAUAUGUCUAUGUCACAUGAAUUAAAAAUAUUAUUGUCUCAACAUGUAAAAUCUAUGCUUAAUAAAGCAAAGAUUACAACAAAAGGAUGUUGUUAACACAAAAAGGAAAAUGAUCAUGAUCUAUAAUAUCUAUACUAUACUAAAAUCAAGUAUUACGAAAGUAAUGGUGAUUGCUUCUUAUUAAUAUAUAGCAAGUUAUUUUUUAUAAUUUUAUAAUAUUAAACUUAGUAUAAUAUUAAACUGACUACAUAAGAAUGGAACAAGGCCAAUGAUUGGACAAAAUUUACUGUUAUAUAUUUAAAUUUUAUUAAAU